AUGAUUAAAUUUGUCCAUUUAAUCAUAUUGCUUCUUCUAGCACAUUGUGUAAAAAUUGCAACUUCUAAUGUUAAAUGGACGAGGCUGAAAUCAGGCCAAUUCAGAAACAAAAUUUUAAAGUUUGCCGCAACCUCCGGGAAUAACUCACAGUAUAUGUUCGGAGGAGAAAUAGAUGGAAGAUACACAAAUAAUUUGUUUGUCCUAAACGAUCCUAACCUGGAGUGGUCAAUUUUGAGUGCAAAUGGUAGUUUCCCAUCUCGACGUUCAGGUUCAACGCUCACCAAAAUCGGUUCCUCCUUGUAUGUAAUUGGAGGUCAUAAUGAUAAUGGAACCUUGAACACGAUAUAUAGAUUUGAUACAUUAACACUUAACUGGAGUAAAGUGAUUCCACUGAAUGGAGUCGAGUUCGUCGCAAGAAGUGGACACUCAGCAACAACUGACGGAAAAAAUCGCAUUUAUGUCUUUGGAGGAUACAAUGAUGAAGGUUAUUUUUUAAAUGACCUCUACAAAAUAGAUUUAACGAUCAAGUAUGACUCAGAUUACAAAACAUAUAAAACAUACGCCGAGUUCACUUUGUUAAGCGAUGAAAAAAGUAUCUUAAACCCUUCACCAAGAGAAUCAUCCUCCCUAAUUCACGUCGACUCUAAAUUAUAUUUGUUUGGUGGAUAUAGCUAUAGUGCUGCCUGCACCGACGGACUGUGGAUUUUUGACUUGGCAGGAAAGAGGUGGUACAAAUCAAAAUCUCAAGUCUUGCCACCCCCAGGAGAAGGAUACACAGGGAUUAGGAUGGGCAGAGCAAUUCUGUAUUUUGGCGGUUGCAAUUACACUUAUAAUGCUCAUAGAUGCUACAAUAACGUGUGGAAUUACGACACCAUUGGAGAUAAGUGGACGAUUGUCCCCUCAUCCUUCGAGAAGCCACUGGAAAGGGGGCACUCAUUUCUUUUUUACUCACAAAAUUCAAUAAUUUUGUACGGGGGCUCCAAGCUCGACAAUGUGAUUUACAACGACAUGUGGAAGCUCUCAAUGCUUCUUCCCUGCACCGAUCCAAAGUAUUCCUGCUUCGGAAAUGGUGAAUGUUCUGGGAGUUCAUGUACUUGUUUUUCGGGGUUCCUGGGGCAUGAUUGCGGCACUGAACAGGUGGAAGAGAAAAUAUCUUCACCUGAUCAAGAAGAGAUUUCAAAAGAGUCACAGACUUGCGACGCUCAACAAUCUGAGACCCGUUCACGUGUGGUAAGGGUUUUCAGGUUUCUAAAGAGUCAUGUAAAAAGAUACAACUAUGUUACAAUAUUAGUGAUCAUUGUGAUGGUUUUGGCCCUCGUCGCCUUACGGGCGCACAGGAAGAGGGAUUAA
Molecule: messenger RNA, 1350 nt
Organism: Theileria annulata
Lineage: Eukaryota; Apicomplexa; Aconoidasida; Piroplasmida; Theileriidae
Product: Kelch-domain containing protein, putative
Exons: 14
Coding region: 1-1350 (449 amino acids)
Molecular function (GO): protein binding
Source: RefSeq, a predicted model, not a curated record